This is a messenger RNA of Rana temporaria (common frog), 5211 nucleotides long. RefSeq names its product SPHK1 interactor, AKAP domain containing (gene SPHKAP). The record is from RefSeq and is a predicted model, not a curated record. The transcript has 11 exons. Gene Ontology annotation, cellular component: cytoplasm. The coding region runs from base 7 to 4767 and encodes 1586 amino acids. NCBI's taxonomy places the organism in Eukaryota, Metazoa, Chordata, Amphibia, Anura, Ranidae. Gene Ontology annotation, molecular function: protein kinase A binding.
UGUGAUAUGGCAACCGUGUAUAGACCCUUUGACAAGUAUGGCGGCAGUGGAGGCAGCAGCAUGAAUGACACUUCCACCAGUAACCUGGGCAGUUCAAUCACUGCAUGCAAGAAGGUUGUUUGUCCCAGCCGACCUGCAGAUUCCUUAGAAUACUGGCUCCAAAAUUCCAAGAACCUGAGCAGGAUUGGCCUGGUAGACAGACUGGACUCCAACUGUACAUCUAUCUGCUUUGUAAAUUUGAAUGCUUUCAAUGAGGAGUCAAGUCAUGAAGCUUUACGAAAGAAGCUGGAUGAAGUGUCUCCGGAUUUGCAAAGGCUAAUAAAUUCAGUAAGGUCACAAGAGCUGAAAGAAGAUGAGAUUGUGCUGUUCAGUGGAUUAACACACAGAAAAUGUGGGACGGAAACAGAUAGUUCACAGAUGUUCUGCCCAGAUGAGAUUUGCUUGCUACAAAGAGAGGGAGCUCCAGAGAUGAUCUCCUCAAAUUAUAUCAUCUUGGAACUGAAUAAGUUUCUGCUGGGUCUGGAGUUGGCCCAAGAGAACCAUUUGCAGGGUGAAACCUCCCCACUACAUGCAGAGGAUGAUACCAACUGCUCAGUGUCAUCAAUAGAGGAGGAUUUCCUGACAGCCUCUGAACACCUGGAAGACAGUGAAGAGGAGAACUGCAAGGAAGAGCCCCCUGAUGAGAUCAAGAAAGUGAAAAGGAAAGGGUAUGAAAAUCUACAGAACAAAAAGAAUGGAAGAGCGAAUCUCAGGAGAGAGGAGUAUCUAGUCCAUGUUGGUCAUGGGGUGGAAUCAAGAAGAAACUCUGAAGGGAGACGACCUUCUCUAGUCAGUGGUUGUCUUGAAAAGGCAGCUGAGUGUAAAACUGGAAGAAGAUGCAUUAAUGAACUUUGCCAAACUGCAAUGCAAGCCAAGCGUCCUGCAGAAAAAAACAUCCAGCAUGCCACAGCCUGUGGGACUGACCAUCGCACAGAAUCAUUUGAAGAUCCAGCAACCACAGGCCAGUAUGCAACAAACCUGGCUGAAUGUGUACUGCAGGACGCAUUUAUCAGACUAUCACAAUCUGACAGCUCUUUUACCAAGGAAGCUGCUGUCAGCAUAUCUGCUGGGGACUCUUUACUGUCUGGAGUCACCUGCAAAGAAGGAUCUCCUGCAGCAGCCCGUUCUUGGAAUGACCUUCCAAAAAUUGUUAUAGUUCAGAGCCCAGACAGUUGUGAUAGCCCAACUGAGUGGGUGGAUGAGUCUCAUUGGUCUGAGCAGGAGACCACAAAUGUUUGUGAUCACUGGACAGAUGAGGAUGGAUCUUCAGGCUCCACACAAAGUACUUUAGAAGUAGCUUUAGCAUGUGCAGCAUCAGUUAUAGGUACAAUAUCCAGUCCUCAGUCUUCAGAGCAAAGUAAAGUGAACCAUUUAAAAAAUGUAGAUUCACAGGAGAGAGACGUAUCUGAGGACAGUAUUUCAGACCUUGUAGGGUUUCCAAACGUUACUGUGGGGGAAGAUUAUUCAUUGCCCUCUGCUUUGUGUGAACUAACUAGGGUGGCAAGUGCAGUAGCUGUUUGUGGACUUGGGGAUGAAAAGAAAGCCUGCUACCCUAGUACUUCCAGUGGGCUCUUAGUUGCAGCUGAUGCCUCAACAGCUGUGGCUUUACACUGCAGCAUUGCAUUGGGGACAAGCAUCGAUAAAUUCAAGGACAGCAUUGCAAAGGUUCUUCUAAAAGAAGCAGCUGUAGUUUUGACAAGUCCAAGCACCUACAAAAAUGUGGGAGAGUUUAUUGAAUCUAUGAAUAACAAAAUCUUAACCAGUGUAAGUUCUUCCAAAAUCAUUCAUGUGGGUGAUGUUGUUAACGAUGAUCUUGCUCAUAACUUAUCUGAUAUGAUACUUAGACAAUCUUCUGAAAAGGAAAUCCAGAAGCUGCAUGUUACUGAAAGUCGACAGCUCUCCACUGCUUCAAGUGAUUUUGUGACAACUACUACUGAUCUUCUAUAUAAUGUAAUGCAUUUCACUUGUAAGAAAAUGAGUGAUCUAGUACAAACUGGGGACUUAUCUUUGAACGUUGAGACUGUUUAUCCAAGAUCUGCAGGCCCAGACCAAACAGACAGUCAGAAUGACUUAUAUGACUUGCCAAAAGCUCCAAAGCCAAUUGUUCCAAUGAAUGAUAGUAAAACAAUGCAAUUACGCAGCUAUAGCACAGAACAAAAAGUUGAACCAGUUACCCUCAAACAAAAUGAAGUGAAGGAGAACAGUGAAGGGUGUUACAGUAAUGGGGUUCAAGUUAAACCAUCUUUCUCUAAACAAUGCAUGAAAAGAGAACGCUACAAACGUUACCAUGAUGAGCAUAAAGCUUUCUUAUUCAGUGAUGCCACUUUCCCAGAUGAUGAAUGCAGACAUUGUGCAGAUAAGGGCUCCAUAGAUGGAUUAACGAAAUCAGGGAGUCAAGAAAAUGUCAACUACGAGAGUAGUGUAGCCAAGGAAAUCAUUGUAAGUUCACCUUUGGGUAGUAGUUACACACUGCACCCUGCACAGGCUGUACUUUCUGUAAAACAUCCAGUCAGCAAUUACUGCUUAACAGAGUUUGCUGAUGACUUAGCAGAAACUGUUGUGUCUAUGGCCACAGAAAUAGCUGCCAUAUGCCUGGAGAAUUCCAAUGGGAGGCAGCCAUGGUUUUGUGCCUGGGCAAAAGGAAGCGAAUGCUUGCUGCCUCCUUGUAGGACAGUAAAGAGAAAGAAGGAGGCAUCAAAUGGUGGAGCCGUGGUAAGAAGGCAUAGACCACCACGCCUCAGUGAAAUAAAAAAGAAGACAGAUGAACACCCAGAGCUUAAAGAGCGACUUAUGAACCGAGUGGUAGAUGAGUCUAUCAACUUGGAAGAUGUUCAAGACCCUGUUAUUGCUUUUGCAAAUGAAGUAGCUUCCAAAAUAAUGAAUCUAACAGAACCAUCAGUUGCAGAUUUAUUAUGGCAGGGCCAAAAUGUGUCACGAAACAGGUUACAUUGUGAAAGGUGGAGUCGAGGAAAAGCAUCCAGUUAUGAGAGUAUCCCAGAGGAGGAUUUAGAUACUAAAAGUCUUCUCAACACACUAGGCCCUGGAAAUACAUUAGGACAGCCCUUCAGCAGGACAAGCUCAGUAUCCAAACAGUCAAGCUGUGAAAGCAUCACAGAUGAAUUUUCUAGGUUUAUGGUGAAUCAAAUGGAAAAUGAAGGAAGAGAAUUUGAGCUACUUUUGGACUACUAUGCUGGCAAGAAUGCAAGUAGCAUUCUGAAUUCUGCUUUGCAGCAGCUUUCUAGGAGGAAUAGCCACUUGAACGUGAGACCUACUUGUCUUUCUAAACAGUCUAGUACAGAGAGCAUAACUGAAGAGUUCUAUCGCUACAUGCUGAAGGAAAUUGACAAGGAUAACAGGGACAAUUAUUCUAGCAUAAAUACUGCAGAAUGGACAAACAAUUUAAUGCCUCCUUCAUCUCGUACACCUUUUUGUUUCCGUCAGUCAUCCAUGCCUUGUAACAGGUCAUCUAGUGCACGUUUAACUGUAAAUACUCCAGUCAAAGCAAACUCAUUGGAUGGGUUUGCAAGGAGCUCUUCUAGGGAUUAUCUCAACAUUCAGCCUGUAAAUGCCAUUUCUUCCACAAAUCUCUGCAAGUCAGACUCUUGUUUAUACCAAAGGUGCCAUACCGACCAGGCAACAGAUAUGUUAAUUCAUGAGACCUGGUCCAGCUCCAUUGAGUCAUUAAUGCGCAAAAAUAAAAUUAUAGCAGACAGAACUGAAAGUAUAGAUGAACCACUACCAGCACACGUGGACAAUUUUGCUAACAAGCUGGCAGGGGAUAUUGUUCAAAGUGGAAAAUCUCUCAAUGUUUCACACCAGGAUUCACUUGAAAGCACAAAUAAAGGAAGCUUUAAUAGUAAGUCUGUGUUACAAACUCAAUGCAAAUUUACAGACAAUCAAGAAGCCUCAGUCAGCAAAGCUUCAUUUGUUACCAUGGAGGUGCCCCUUAUACAGAUUGAAGCAGAGCAUAGGGAAGAGACAGAUGGAGAAGAACAAGAAAAUGUACCUGGGAACUUAAAUUGUAAACAUAAGUCAGAGCAAGAUGGAGCAAGAAGCAUUUCUCAUGGAGUAAGCAGUGUAUCCCAGUCAAGAAGCUUACAGAGAUGUGAGGCCUUUUCAGAGGUGAAAGCAAAGCCAGAGCUCCCCACUCCCUUGAGUAGCAGUGAGGACAGUACAGGCAGCUGGUCACACCUUGUUAACGAAGAGGAAAAUCCAGAGGACACCAGCAGCUUUCUUCAGCUCAGUGAACGAUCCACAAGCAAUGGCAACUGCAGUACAACAAGCAGUGUAGGCGCUGUGGACCUGGAUACCUUUCUGGAUGUUAUUUCACCUGAAAUUACUCCUGAAAUAAAACCAGAAGAGAAGAUUGUGACCAAAGAUGUGCAUGAAAAUCCAGAUGAAUGUACAUCUGGAUUAUCGGUUGGCACUGCCAGCUGUCACCAAGAGGUCUCAGUUUUAAACAUCAAUCUGAAUUCAGAUAAUUUUGACUCUGAGCUGUGCACUACAUUACAGUGGAUUGCUGCAUCGGAACUAGGGAUACCCACUGUGUACUUCAGGAACUCUCAGGAAAGUAGGAUUCACAAGUUUCUGCAAGUCACACGAUUGGUUCAGUCAAAGUCUUGGAAAGUUGGAGAUAUUUUCAGUGCCCUCAUCCUUCACUGCAAGAUACAGGAACAGGGCAGUAAAGGAGCACCCAGUUUCUUUGACUGGCUACUGGAACUGGGAUAAUACAAUGAAAGACCACUGCAGGGACAGUCAUGGAGUUCACUGCGGUCAGUCUGGACUCUCAAUCUUCAGUACAACGCAAACAGACUCUUUUUUUUUUGUUUUUUUUUUACCAUGACUGGGAAAGAAUUGACAGAUUGUAUAUUUAGAAUGUAUUAGAUACAGUUUUUUAGGCAUGUGGGCCUUGCUUAAUAUUUUUCUAGCAUAUUUAAAUAUAUGUAUAUAUUCUGUAAGGAAAGUGUUUGAAAUUGCAGAGUUUAGUUGAACUGCGUGUUUAUUUAUAAGGUCUGUACAAAGUGACCAGUAUAUGAGGUAUCUGAACUGGCACACACUGUGAUGGUCCAGCAGUAAAAAUAGCAUUUUCAUUACAUGAAAGUAAAUAUAAUGAGAAGACAUAUAUACAGCACGUCAUCCAUUGUAAAGAAAUAAUAAAAACAUUUAACUUAU